Arabidopsis lyrata subsp. lyrata is the source of this 1241-nucleotide messenger RNA. RefSeq lists its product as uncharacterized. The record is from RefSeq and is a predicted model, not a curated record. Bases 274 to 1083 code for a protein of 269 amino acids. The transcript is spliced from 10 exons. Gene Ontology annotation, molecular function: protein-containing complex binding. NCBI's taxonomy places the organism in Eukaryota, Viridiplantae, Streptophyta, Magnoliopsida, Brassicales, Brassicaceae. Gene Ontology annotation, cellular component: mitochondrion.
AAAAUACGGUUUUUUUUUUAAGACAUAGACACGUAGAUCGUCUACGUGGAAGCUAGACCGCCACAAUCGUCGUCUACAGUUGUGAUUGUGAAAGGUCUCUGUUUUUUUUUUUUCCUGCGAAGAUUGCGAGUUCACGACUCAUGAUUCCACAAAGUUUUUAAGAAUUCUGCAGUUUCAGUUUUUUCAAUCGCUUACCGAAGUUUCAAUUUAUCUUGAGAAAAAUUCUCUAUCUACGAUACUUGAGCUACUCAGCUUUAGGGUUUUAAGUGUACGAUGUUUAGGUCUCUGAUUUGGAAACGAUCACAAGCAUCUUCUUCAACCGUCACGAUGUCUUCAAUCAGUCAGAGAGGAAAUGAAAGGCUUUUGUCUGAAGCCGCUGGUACACAUUCAAGAGAUUAUAAGAUACUGGUUUUGGGAGGAAAUGGUUAUGUAGGUUCACACAUAUGCAAAGAGGCACUGAAACAAGGUUUCUCUGUCUCUAGUCUUAGCAGGUCCGGAAGAUCUUCUCUGCAUGAUUCAUGGGUUGAUGAUGUAACCUGGCAUCAAGGUGAUUUGCUUUCACCCGAUUCCCUGAAGCCUGCACUAGAAGGAAUUACGUCUGUGAUCUCAUGCGUUGGUGGUUUUGGUUCCAACUCACAAAUGGUCAGAAUUAACGGUACUGCAAACAUCAAUGCUGUUAAUGCUGCAGCAGACCAAGGUGUGAAAAGAUUUGUGUAUAUAUCAGCUGCGGAUUUUGGUGUCAUAAAUAACUUGAUUCGAGGAUAUUUCGAAGGGAAGAGAGCAACUGAAGCUGAGAUUUUGGAUAAAUUCGGAAACAGAGGAACGGUUUUAAGGCCAGGAUUCAUACACGGGACUCGUCAGGUCGGUAGCAUAAAGUUGCCACUUAGUCUCAUUGGAGCUCCUCUCGAAAUGGUCUUGAAGCUGUUCCCGAAAGAGGUGACGAAAAUUCCUCUGAUCGGGCCUCUUUUAAUACCUCCGGUCAAUGUUAAAUCCGUUGCAGGAACAGCGGUAAAAGCUGCAGUUGAUCCCGAGUUUGCUUCUGGAGUCAUCGAUGUGUACCGGAUUCUUCAACACGGUCACUGAAAAACAACACCGUCUUAACAAAGUUUCUCCUUAUUACGGUUUCAACUGUUGAAUUCAAAUGUAACAAUCGUCUCUGGUUCUGCUACCAGUAAACUAUGACUUUCGCAUAUUACAAUAGGAGAAAAAAUAAUGAAAUUUUUUUAGCAGCUUGAAUCAUU